ACGUGCCUGUACCAGUAAUGCUGAUGCCAGAUGACUUUAAAGCCUACAGUAAGAUCAAAGUGGACAACCAUCUAUUUAACAAAGAAAACCUGCCUAGUCGCUUUAAGUUCAAAGAGUACUGUCCCAUGGUGUUCAGAAACCUGAGGAGGUUCUGCAUCGAUGACCAGGACUACCAGAACUCUCUGACGAGGAGCGCUCCACUCAACAGCGAUACCCAGGGUCGCUUUGGCAACCGCUUCCUGUCCAGCUACGACCACCGCUUUGUAAUCAAAACUGUGUCCAGUGAGGACAUCGCUGAGAUGCACAACAUCCUAAAGAAAUAUCACCAGUUUAUUGUGGAGUGUCAUGGCAACACGCUCCCUCAGUUCCUGGGCAUGUACAGGCUAACGGUGGACGGGGUGGAAACUUACAUGGUGGUGACCCGGAAUGUAUUCAGCCAUCGCCUAACAGUGCACCGCAAAUAUGACCUAAAGGGUUCUACGGUCUCUAGGGAAGCCAGCGACAAGGAGAAGGCUAAAGAACUCCCAACUUUUAAAGACAAUGACUUCUUGAAUGAAGGCCAGAAGCUGCAGAUUGGAGAUGACAACAAGAAGUACUUUUUGGAGAAGCUAAAACGGGACGUAGAGUUCCUGGCCACUCUGAAGAUCAUGGACUACAGCCUCCUGGUGGGCAUCCAUGAUGUAGACCGGGCUGAGCAGGAGGAGAUGGACGUGGAGGGCACAGGAGAGGAGGACGAGUACGAGAACGAUGGGAUGGGCGGUGGCGUGCUCACCGGCUCCUUUGGCACUCCUCCUGACAGCCCCGGAAACCCUCUCAACUGUGGAGGAUUCUUCGGCCCCGGGGAGUUCGACCCCUCUGUGGAUGUUUACGCAAUCAAGAGCCACGACAGUGCUGUGAAGAAGGAGGUGUACUUUAUGGCUAUCAUCGACAUCCUCACGCACUAUGACGCUAAGAAAAAAGCUGCACAUGCUGCCAAAACUGUGAAACACGGGGCGGGAGCCGAGAUCUCGACGGUGAACCCGGAGCAGUACUCCAAACGAUUCUACGAGUUCAUGUCCAACAUCCUAUAG
Notolabrus celidotus (New Zealand spotty) is the source of this 1070-nucleotide messenger RNA. RefSeq names its product phosphatidylinositol 5-phosphate 4-kinase type-2 beta-like. Gene Ontology annotation, molecular function: phosphatidylinositol kinase activity. Lineage: Eukaryota; Metazoa; Chordata; Actinopteri; Labriformes; Labridae. The record is from RefSeq and is a predicted model, not a curated record. Gene Ontology annotation, biological process: phosphatidylinositol metabolic process.